Molecule: messenger RNA, 739 nt
Organism: Glycine soja
Lineage: Eukaryota; Viridiplantae; Streptophyta; Magnoliopsida; Fabales; Fabaceae
Exons: 1
Coding region: 307-450 (47 amino acids)
Biological process (GO): negative regulation of cell population proliferation
Source: RefSeq, a predicted model, not a curated record
UUCAAUUUCUUGUUUAUUUGUUUUUAUCAAUUCCCCCUUAUUUGGGUAUGGAUUCCAAAGUGGUAAGGGUGGGGUCCAAUUAGUGUCUGUCUGGUGGGUUUGGAGGCACUGCACACCUUUUCAUGCCCCAUCGCUGGCCCUUUACUAGACCAAGGUGUGUUAGGACCACGCUCUGAAGUCUCUUUAAGUACCCUCUCCUCUCCCCAAUUCUAAACCAAGUCUCACACACAAAGUUACACAAGUUUAUUUAUUAAGCUCAAGAGAGAACACCCUCAUUUCCAAUUCUAAAAAGAGUUUAUUGAAGAAAUGAAGAUGGAUAGUGCUUCCAUGACAGGCUCCAAGAGAAGGAUAUCAUCCAAUAGAGGAAUUGGAGGAGUCCUCAGAGAGCAAAGGGCAAGGCUAUACAUUAUAAGAAGAUGUGUUGUCAUGCUCCUUUGUUGGCAUGACUAGUUUUUUCAACACUUGAAGAAGUCCAACACAAGCAUGGCAAUGGAAGAAAAGUUCUUCUUUCUAUGUUUUUUUUUGUCUUGUUUCUUUUAUCUCUUCCUUUUUUCUUUCUUUCUCCCUCUUAUUCAGAUUCAUAAUGGUGGAGUGUAAAUAGAAACGGCGAGAUAUCAUGGGAGACAGUAUAACAAGUUUUGUACUAUGGGGUUGCUGGCCUUCAUGGCUGGGCUAUAUAUGUAAAUCGGAAUACCAUGGAUUAUAAUGAUAGCUAUAUCAACAAAUCUUAUGUCCAAAA